This is a messenger RNA of Dioscorea cayenensis subsp. rotundata (Guinea yam), 1295 nucleotides long. RefSeq lists its product as uncharacterized. NCBI's taxonomy places the organism in Eukaryota, Viridiplantae, Streptophyta, Magnoliopsida, Dioscoreales, Dioscoreaceae. The transcript is spliced from 2 exons. The record is from RefSeq and is a predicted model, not a curated record. Bases 38 to 1129 code for a protein of 363 amino acids.
UCUUUCUCACUCUCUCUCUCUCUCCGGCAAAGCCCUCAUGGAGAGGCUUAUCUCCUCCUCCGCGCUGCCCGCUCGGACCGCGCUUCUUAAGCCUCGCCCCAUCGCCGCCGUGAAGCGCGGCCUCUCUUUGGUCUCGCUCCGCUCGGGUUUAUCCCCCUUCCGCGCCGUUUCAUCUGGAGAAGAUGGCGGUCUUCGCUCUCCAGCAUUUCCUUGGUUCUUUUCUAUUCCUUUGUUGGAGACUAAGGCUCGGGAAGGCAAGGCGACAGCUGAAUCAGCGGAAAGGAGAGAUCUUGCUCGGUUUGUUACCAGAAAGGAUGCUUCUGCUGCUGUCACCAUCUUAUUAUCAGCAUUGGUUGUGGCUGUAAUUCUACCAAUUUUAGCGCCUGCAGCGUAUGCAGCAAUUCCAUUUGCUGCCAAGACAGGUGGUACCCUUUUUAAGUCUGAGUUGCUAAGCAGCGCAUGGACUGGUUUUUUUGCUGGUUGCCUACACACUCUGUCAGGCCCUGACCAUCUUGCUGCCUUGGCCCCACUAUCUAUUGGCCGCACAAGGGUAGAAAGUGCUGUUGUAGGAGCUCUAUGGGGCUGUGGCCAUGAUGCUGGUCAAAUGAUAUUCGGAUUGCUGUUUCUGCUUCUCAAGGAUCGUUUACAUAUUGAGAUUAUCCGAACCUGGGGAACUAGAGUUGUUGGUCUUACACUCCUGGUUAUUGGGGGUAUGGGAAUUAGGGAGGCUUCAGAGGUACCCGCUCCUUGUGUUGCUCUAGAAAAUGGAGAAUGUGAUGUUAGCCUCAUGGAAUCUAUAGAGACUCUUCCAAGUGGGAAGAAAAAAAUUGGCUUUGCAACUUUUGCAACUGGUAUUGUACAUGGCUUACAACCUGAUGCACUUAUGAUGGUUCUCCCUGCUCUUGCACUUCCAUCUCGUUUGGCUGGUGCAGCUUUCCUAGGUAUGUUUCUUGUUGGCACUGUGCUUGCAAUGGGGAGUUAUACAGUUUUUAUAGGUUCGUGUAGUCAGGCAUUGAAACAAAGGGUUCCUAGGAUUACAGAGAAAUUGACAUGGGCUGCUUCCCUUUUAGCAAUAACUAUGGGAGUUGCGAUUUUAGUUAGCCAGUUUUUGGGUUUUAGCCUUUAUUGAACCAACAUUUUUUUUCUCUCAUGUUUUCUUGGUGCUAGAGCUUUCUUUGAAAAGUUAGGAAUUUAUGUACAAUUGAAACUGUUUUAUUGUCCUUUACUUCUUGAUUGACUUUGCUUUGUUGUUCUAAAAAUUGCUAUUUAUAAUUUCAUUUUAUAGUUAGAAGGUA